Molecule: messenger RNA, 318 nt
Organism: Drosophila obscura
Lineage: Eukaryota; Metazoa; Arthropoda; Insecta; Diptera; Drosophilidae
Exons: 2
Coding region: 1-318 (105 amino acids)
Source: RefSeq, a predicted model, not a curated record
AUGCAACACUCUUCGGUGCUGCUCCUUCUACUCUCUCUUGUGAUACUGCAACAACUCUGUGCUGCCACGCCUUGGUGGCCUUCCAACGAUGUCGGCUACGAUGCCAGUCUGGAUCCUGUGGCCUGGUCCCGCGCAUUCGUCCAGGAAAAAGUACGCACAUCCCGCAGAAACAAGAACCGUCACCAGCAGUCCACCGGCUGGUGGUACCACACGCCCACUGCUCCCGAGCCGACGGCUGCUCCACUGCACUUUGUGGACCGGAAUAACUACAGGAGAUUCCUGAAGAGACGCCGCAAGCUGGCGGCACAUCCAGCGUAA